This is a messenger RNA of Diorhabda sublineata, 1354 nucleotides long. Its product is annotated as peptidyl-prolyl cis-trans isomerase F, mitochondrial-like. NCBI's taxonomy places the organism in Eukaryota, Metazoa, Arthropoda, Insecta, Coleoptera, Chrysomelidae. The transcript is spliced from 6 exons. Bases 243 to 1337 code for a protein of 364 amino acids. Gene Ontology annotation, biological process: protein peptidyl-prolyl isomerization. The record is from RefSeq and is a predicted model, not a curated record. Gene Ontology annotation, molecular function: peptidyl-prolyl cis-trans isomerase activity.
GGCAUAACUUUAUUAUUAUUUUCACGAAUAAAUGUUCUAUAUUACUAUCUGAAUAAUCAAAUCGAUAAAGUCUGAAUUAUAGGGGAAAGAAGAUACUUUUGUAAACUCAUUAAUAUCUAUUUUAUUUAUUUAAGUAAAUAUAAAAAAAUUGUAAUUAUCGUGUGAAGUGAAAUUGUUUUUGUUUGACACGCAUGUCAAAAUAAAUUUCUUUUCGUGUUAAAUUGUGUGAGUGCGAUAAUAAAAUGUUGAACGAGGGUAAAAAUUGCGUUACAAAGAAAAAACAAAAAGUGUUUAAACCUACGAAAAAUUUUCGUUAUCUCCCCGGAUCGGUAUCUAGAGAAACAAAUUUGGACGAUCUACAAAAGUACAAUUCCCAUCGUUACAGGCUGUUUACCAUUCGUAGUACAAUGGACACGACUCCCAUGCCCAUAAAUCCCCAUAGAUUGUUUCCUAUGAGUAAAAUAGCUGAGGAUAUUCUUCAAUGCGAAACAAUUGAUAAAGAAAACAAGCGUCUUUUAUAUAAAAUUAAUUUUAUUAAUAGAAACGGGGGGUGGGUGGAUUGUUAUAACCCUUGGGCGUAUUUUAGGAAAGACGAUUGGUUAAGUUACGAAAGAAAAAUGAAACAAAACGAUAAAGAAAAUAAGAUGUUGUAUAAAAUGUUGUUAAAUUCGGAAUCUUAUUAUUCUAAAAAAGAUAUGGAUAAACGUUGGGAGAAUAUUAUGGAAAAAAUGUCGCAUAGUUGUAAAUUUCCAUUAAUUAUAACCAAGGCUGUAAAUCACGACGCCAUUUUGAAAUCAGAACCAUCUAUUAGUAGCGGUUUGAAUUUACCCCAAAAAGAUACGACAAAUCGACCAAAAUGUUUUUUGGAAUUCAAAGUUAGAGAUGGGGAAUAUUUGGGUAAGGUGAUUAUACAAUUAUAUUUCGAUUAUGUACCGGUGACGGUUCAAAAUUUCAUGGAAUUAUGUCGAGGCGAUAAAUUGUCGUACAAAAAUUGUUUGGUACACCGAAUAGUACGGGGGCAAUUUCUGGAAACUGGAGAUAUAACGUUAGGAACGGGUAGAGGUGGGACGUCGAUAUACGGCAAAACGUUCCGGGAAGAAAAUCACGUUUUGAAACAUACGAAAGCAGGUGUAGUUUCGAUGAAACGGUUACCACCGAACGAAAAUAAUUCACAAUUCGUUAUAACGUUAACGAAAAUGGAGCAAUUAGAUCAUAAAAACGUUGUUUUCGGUAAUGUCGUUAAAGGUUUUGGAAAUUUGUUAAAAAUUCAAAAUUACGGUAGGAAAAUAGGUAAACCUUACGUCGACAUAAUUAUAUGUAAUUGUGGUUUAUUAUAAUAAAAUAUUUUUUUAAC